AUGAGGCCUGACGGUGCCACAGGGCUCCUGGUGGCCCAACAAAGGGUACCCAACUGCCCACCAGGUGGCCUUCCUGCCGUUUCUGCGCUGCGGGCGGCGUCCAUUUCGCUUGCAAGCUUCGUUGCGUUCGCACGCCUUUUUCUGGCUCCCGUUGUCUCGCGUUCCGUCGUUGCUCUGGUGCCCUGGACUGCUGUGAAUGUGUUUUUAUGCCCUACUAGUGUUGCCUGGGGGUGCUUUUAUGUGUGCACCCUGGAAGAUAGGUCCAGAAGCCUUGCGAUUUCUUCUAUUAAAGCUAAGUGUACUCGUGACCCUACCAGCACUUUUCAAGAUACUUUCGACGUAUUCAUUGCGGUGAACAACGCGGUUGGGACAGCACACUCACGACGUGGGAAGGUCACAGAAAUGUUGAAAGACAUCAGAUUGGGCAUACGCUUCACCCGUGCAACUUCGUCAUGUGCUCCACGGCUUUACGGCUGUGCCACUAUGUGUGGAAACGUCGUAGCGGAUGAAUGUGAAUUAUGGAUCUCCAAGUGGCGUCGCCCGCGUCAUUUUCAAGAUUGUACCCGUUUUGAAGGUACAUAGUGAAUGUGCGAGGCAUUCACGUUCCUACUACGUGGUUAUCCAUGCGUUUCCCGUCUUCGCAGGUAAUAGGGCUGUUGAUAGGGAGAAUGCUAGGCUACUGCAGACUGCAACCAUAGGCGCUGUGUCUAAAGGUUAAGCUCACAUGACGCGGCAGGGAAGGGAGUCCGUGGCGAAAAGUGAAUAUAGCCGAAGUUGGAUAGCGUUAAUUUUUGCGCACGAAAGGCAAGCUGGACACAUCGCAAAUCUCCCGUUGUACGAAACACAGUGCAGCAUGGUCGUCGGUUAUGCCAGUGCUUCAACAUAUGUUUCAGCGUCGCACUUCGGACAUUGCGGGCAUAUACCUUUAAGUUUUUCCCCUUGUGGACCGAUGCUGUGUGUGUUCAUGGACAUCAUGUUUUCAAAGACAUGUAAGUUCUCAAUAAUAAUGCGAAAAAAAUGCUGGUCAUGUUACGCUGUGAUAUAAUACCUGGUGAGGUAAUACGAUGCUAUGACGCUCAGUU
Messenger RNA from Ornithodoros turicata, 1082 nucleotides. RefSeq lists its product as uncharacterized. The transcript has 7 exons. The record is from RefSeq and is a predicted model, not a curated record. Lineage: Eukaryota; Metazoa; Arthropoda; Arachnida; Ixodida; Argasidae. Bases 1 to 582 code for a protein of 193 amino acids.